This is a messenger RNA of Pseudocercospora fijiensis CIRAD86, 1980 nucleotides long. RefSeq lists its product as uncharacterized. The coding region runs from base 1 to 1980 and encodes 659 amino acids. The record is from RefSeq and is a predicted model, not a curated record. The transcript has 2 exons. Lineage: Eukaryota; Fungi; Ascomycota; Dothideomycetes; Mycosphaerellales; Mycosphaerellaceae.
AUGUCUACAGCACGCAUCGCCGAAGCUAACCAGCCAUUUCCUCCGCACGCCUUCUCAACCAACCCAUUGAAAGCUAGAGAUGACAUAGCUGCUGCAUGCGCAUCUCUCCUCGAUCCACUGGAGCCAGGCUUCUCCAAAAAUCGUGCACUGGUUCGGGUAGGCGGCAGCGGGACCAGGUUCGAUGAGACGGCAGCGCAAAUCGAAGGCUUCGCAAGACCAUUAUGGGGCCUUGCGCCACUGCUCGCUGGAGGCUUCGACUAUGGAAAAACACACUUGUGGACCGAGGGUCUGGCUGCUGGUACAGAUCCCAGCGGUUCGGAGUUCUGGGGCAAUAUGCAGGACCUCGAUCAACGCAUGGUAGAGGCAUGUCCACUUGGCUUCACACUCGCCGUCGCGGGUCAGAAAUUCUGGGAUCCAUUGACUAUGCAGCAGAAGCAGAAUCUUUCCAGCUGGAUUGGCUCGAUGAAUGAUAAGGAGAUGCCAAACACGAAUUGGCUCUGGUUUCGUGUCUUCGCAAAUUUGGGGCUACGAGCGAAUGGAGCUCCAUAUUCUCAUGAGAGGAUCGAAGCUGAUGUGGCCCAUCUCGAGACAUUCCAUCGAGGCGAAGGCUGGUCUAAUGACGGGCCUGAGGGCUACACCCAAAUGGAUUAUUACAGCGGCUCAUUCGCUAUUCAGUAUCUGCAACUACUCUACUCAAAGCUCGCCGCAGACUUUGAUCCACAGCGUGCUCAAAGGUUUAGGCACCGGGCGAAGCAAUUUGCUCUGGAUUUCAUUCACUACCAAGACCCAGAUGGCCAUUCGAUACCAUUCGGCCGAAGCUUGACGUAUCGCUUCGCGACCAUUGCGUUCUGGUCGGCAUUUGCGUACGCGGAUGUAGACCCACCUGCACCAUUGACAUGGGGAGUUAUCAAAGGCCUUGUUCUUCGAAACCUUCGUUGGUGGAGUCACAAGCCUCAUAUCUUUCAGCCCAAUGGCAUGCUCAAUAUUGGGUAUACAUAUCCAAAUUACUAUUUGGCCGAAAACUACAAUUCUCCAGGCUCGCCAUACUGGUGUAUGCUGGCCUUUGCAGCACUUGCGCAGCCCGAAUCACACCCCUUCUGGUCGAGCGCAGAAGAGGCUCAUCCUUUCACACACUCACCCAGUCCGCUGCCAGCUAUCAAAGCAUUGGAGAUCCCAAAACAUAUUCUGGUACAUCAAGGCGGACACACCUUUCUCCUCAGUAGCGGCCAGAAGUGUCACUACCCUCUCAAAGCAACGCAGGCUAAAUACGGUCACUUUGCAUACAGUGCCAGCUUUGGCUACUCCGUCCCGACUGGAGGUUACACGUUGGAACAGUUUGUUCCCGAAAGUGCUUUAGCGUUGAGUGACGAUGAUGGAGAGACAUGGAAGCUGAGACGUGAGGUGGAAGAUGCUGUGAUUCUCGAGAAAGAAGGCCAGCCCGGACUAUUAUUCUCCACGAUGCAUCCGUGGAAGGACGUCGAGGUCAAAACUUGGCUCAUGCCGCCCACCGAUCAAGCCCCGAAUUGGCACAUUCGCAUCCAUCGGAUCGUGACAAGCCGGGCUUUGCGGAGUGCCGAAGGUGGAUUUGCGAUCGCUGGAACACGAGAGCUCGAUGGCAGAAUCCUCACGGAACAGACUCUGGAGUCUCCAAAUGAAGGCACGGCCGCAUUUGGCAAGACUGCUUUAAUUCUGUCCCGUGCCGGAGCUUCUGGAGUCGUUGAGCUACUAUGGAAUGACGGUCGGACAGGUGGCAUUUGUCACGUUGAUGCAAACAGCAAUCUCAUUGAGCCCAGGACGCUCUUGCCGGUACUUUAUGCCGACCUUGAAGCUGGACCGACGCCAAUGUGGUUUGCUACCGCAGUCUUUGCGAUGCCGUCGACGGUUUCGGAUUGGCAAGAUAAGUGGAAGACGGGAUGGCAGGCAAUCCCAGAAGUACCGCAGUGGGUUUUUGACAUGAUGAAAACUGACGAUGUCAAAUAA